This is a messenger RNA of Helianthus annuus (common sunflower), 1540 nucleotides long. RefSeq lists its product as uncharacterized. The transcript is spliced from 3 exons. The record is from RefSeq and is a predicted model, not a curated record. Lineage: Eukaryota; Viridiplantae; Streptophyta; Magnoliopsida; Asterales; Asteraceae. The coding region runs from base 107 to 1159 and encodes 350 amino acids.
UGAACAUUCCCUCCACUCUCUUAAUCACAUUUCCCCCUUCUUUAUUAUAAUAUCCUUCCAUCCUCUCCACCCAUCACUCACUCACUCAGGUUCCCCCAUUUCCCAUAUGUCUGACACUCUCGCCGACCUCGCCUCUUGGCUCCCGUCGGACUUUCUCUCCGGCGACAUCACCCACCACCCCCCUUACGACUUCGCCUCCUCUUCUUCCACCGAGUCUGAGAGCGACGACGAUGACGUCAUCCCCGGGUUAACUCACCGCUUCACUCGCUCUGUUUCUCUCCAAGAGCGCCUCAAAGUACCUUAUACUAUUCAGAAGAAGAGGGUUUUCUCUGUUUCGCCGGAAUCUACUCUGAACUGGAAUGCUUGUGGGCCUACGCACGUUCGUUCGUCUCCAACGACGCCGUUUGGUCAACCGGAUAACGACGCUUUGGAACUCAUCUACGCUGCUGCGGGUCAAGUCGCCAGGAUGAAAAUGAACGCCGUCAAUCACGCCGUUUAUGGUUCCAGAAGUCUACUCGGAGCCCCACGUCCUGUCGGACCUCCUCUCUCUCAUCUUAACCGAAACUGUACGAUGUUCAAUGAAAAACAACAAAUGUUCUUCCGGCAACAACAGCUUCGCGACAGAUUUUCCGGCGGCCCUAACUACCCCGCCGCCCCUCGGUUUGUUUCCGGCAGACCGGUAGGUGUUGGUCAGCCUGCAUGGCCUCCGUAUCCAGUUGAAAGGCGUCAACAACCCGGUAACGAAUUCGGGUUGAAACCCGUACCCGUCGGAUCUAACGGCCGUAGUAUCCCCGCUGUUAAAAAGGGUUGUGCCGGUACCGGCGUGUUUCUGCCUCGCAAUUACAGUAAUGCCCCUCCUGAAACGAAGAAAAACCAAGUUUGUUCGGCUGCUAAUCCGGCAGGUAGAGUGUUGGCUCAGUCUAUGAACAAAAAUCAUGACCCAAUAGUCAAAAAAGCUCAAGCAAACAUGAACGGCGUGUUUCUCCGACAAAAUGAAGCUCCAGCAGUGGCUCAACACCACACCAACGUAAAAUGUGAUGAGCUAGCAGAAAUGAUAAUGGCCCAGAGACAAAGGGCCGUGAUGUUAGCCCAACAACGUCGAAGCAGCAGCCAUGAGAGUGUACCUGAAGUGGUCCUGCCUCAGGAAUGGACAUAUUGAGUCCAUUUUCUCGAAUCAAGGUUAAACGAUGUCGUUUGUUUCCCCAAAAAGUGAAAGGUAGAUAGAAGGUACAACAGAUAAGUAGGGAUUUCGAUUUCAAUUUCAACAGUGGUAGAUGUAGGAAGAGUAGUGCUAUUAUUACUAUUAUAUUAUAGGGUUAAAAAAUUAAAUAAAGGGGAUCCGAGGUGGGUAUUUGAAAUGAACUUUUGUUGGGGGGUGGUUUUGUGUGAAAGGAAAAGUGUAAGGGGGAGUUAGUAAAAGAAUAAAUAAUGUUUUUGUUUGAAUGGAACUGGAAGGAAGCGUUUGUUUGUUGUUUUUUGGUGAAAAAGGGUUAGAAUUGUAUUUCGGGAUGUGGAAUGUUUGGAAAAGUUGUCUCUUUUA